UCUCACAAUACUACAUAUUUGCUUAGCGUUCAAUUUUUCUUUUGCCAUUUGCGCAUUUCUGUCGACAAUUGUCUUGCUUCUUCCCGCGGGCGACAUCUCAUUCAACCGCCGAUUGGGGCCAGAGCAGAGCAUCAUGGCUGCCAGUCCUUCGGAUCGCUUCAGCAAAGCCCUUACCAAGUUUCGAGAUGACCUGACCGAGGUACAAAAACAACAAUUCUCUAGCAGCAACCACGGCGAGGUCGAGCGUGCCAUCAAAGAGAUUCAGGCGCAACUUGGCUCCAGAAAGAAGCUGCGGAACUUCGACAGAGUCAAGAUCUUCCUCGAAGGGAUGGCACAGGUGGAGGAGUUGGUCACGAUAUUUCUCAAUGUGAACGACGUCGUGGCAUUCGUAUGGGGACCGAUCAAGCUUGCCUUGAUGGCUGCUAAGGCGAGAAUUGAUAUGCUUGAACACCUGCUGGAGACCUACGUGGAGAUUGGCGAUGUCAUACACGGUCUGGGACAGUACGAUCGGCUGUUCAGGAACCAUGCUGCCGUGAGGGAGAUCCUGGAAAGGUAUUUCGAUGAUGUGCUUCGGUUCCACAAAUGUGUGCUUGACGUCUUUGCGAAACCGGACUUGAAGAGGCUUUUCAGCUACGUCUGGCCGUCCUUCGAAACACGGUUUCGACCCAUCAUCGACAGCUUAAAGCGCCACCGGGCGCUCUUGUCAGACGAAAAGCUGACGGCUGUCAUCGAAGAGAUUCAAGCGUCCCGUGAUUACACCGGAACCAGGCACGGUGAACUCUCCAAAAUGGUCAGGAAUGGCCUCGACGAUCUGAGAGCUACGAUUAACAAGAACGCCGCCGAAUUGCGGGACUCGCUUAUCAACCAAAUAUCUAGCAUCGUGGACAAACUUAACCCACCAGACUAUGAAGCGGACCAACGGUGGGCAUCCGGGAGACGGCAUUCCGCCUCGUCUGGAGCCUGGGUGCUCGAGGAGCCAAGCUUCAUCAGGUGGAAUCAAGGUGGCAUACCACCGAGCAACACUCUCUUCUUGCACGGUAUUCCCGGAUCAGGGAAGACAACGCUACUUUCGCGAAUCAUCGAGCACCUCAAGGACCAACGUACUGAGACAGAGACUACCGUCGUCUUCUUUUACUUCAAGCACAACCAAGAUACCAAGAGGUCAAUGAGCUCAGCUCUUCGCGCCUUGCUGGUGCAGCUUCUUGACCAGGAUGACGCUUCCUUAGAGUAUCUCCAUCAGAAGCUCGCUACAUUGAGUGGCUCUGAUGUCACAAAGCUGGAUUUGUUACAGGAGCUAGUGAAGGAUUGUCUUCUGAGUCAAGACAGUGUCCGUAUUGUGCUUGACGGCCUCGAUGAAUGUGCCGAUGAACCGAAGGCGGACAACAAGGAGGCUCGACGAAUUAUCGAGUGGUUUCACAACUCGGUCAUGCCAGAAGCACUUCCCGGGCGGGUCCGGCUAUUGAUAGCCGGUCAGAGAGACGGGCAGCUCGAGGACUUCCUGUCUCCGCAUCCCAAUAUCAGAUUGGACGGAACUAAGGAUCAUCUAGCGGAUAUCCGGAGCUAUUCUGUGUCUAGGGCAGCGGAUAUACGUGGAAAGUUCUCGUUGUCUUCCUCUGAAGAAACAGAGAUAGUUGAAAGGGUCACAGAUGCGUCAAAAGGCAUGUUUCUGUACGCCACGGUCGUGCUUGACAACCUCCUCAGCCAAGAGUCUCCCGCCGAAUUCGAGGAGGAAAUGGAAAACAAGAACUUCCCCAUGGGGCUUGAUGCAGCCUAUAACCGCGUGGUGGCCCGAGUCUUUGACCGGGCGCCGGAACCUAGGCAACGAUCUGCCGCAAAGAUCCUAGGCUGGCUAGUUUGCGCUGCAAGACCACUAAGAUGGCGAGAGAUUCAGUCUAAAUUUUGCAUCGAUGCCGAAAAGGAAAGCUGCAACUUCAAGAACCGGCGUGUGAGCAGCUGCAAAGUCAUCUGCGGCUCGCUUAUCGAAGUAGAGCAAUGUGAACUCUUCGUGCACUCGGCAUCCGAACAGGUCAUCAAGCUUGUCCAUGACACUGCUGGCAAAUAUCUCGUUCAUCAUGGUCGACUCCGGCUUGCCGAGGAGCAUAUGAACAUGGCAGUCUUCUGCUGUCGAUACCUAGCUUCGUCCCCAUUUACCGCCAACCUCGAACCAGGUGCUGUCCAUGACCUCGCUCUUUCCGGAUAUUAUGGCCUUCAAGACUAUGCCACGGCAUUCUGGCGCUUCCACGUGCGUGCUAUCAUCGUAAACAACUCGGGCAUUCUUACAGACCACCGGCUGGACGUCUUGAGGUCGAUAGUCAGCCUACUCAUAAAGUACGGAAUAUCCCGCACAGUCGAGCCACGUGCUCCAGACUUGACAUCCCACUCGCCCGCCCUGAUAGAAGAUGAUGUUCAGGCACUUCUUGAACCACGAUCAGAUCACGAGAGCCGAUGCCUCAAGGUCUUUGAGCAACGAACAUUGGCCAUCCGGAAAGUCCUUGAAGCAAUCAGUCUUUCCAGUCUAGGUGAUACCGCGAAAGCAGCUGUUAUGGGGCUGCUCGGUGAACCGCGAUUCAAAUGCCCAAAGAUCGAGUGUACGAAGUUCACGCUGGGCUUUCUGGACAGAAAGGCUCGCGAUGCCCAUGUCGACGAUCACGAACGGCCCUUCAAGUGUCUGAGUGAUGGAUGCUAUGCUGGCGCAUGUGGAUUUUCAUCUCAAUCGUCUCUCGACGCCCACGUCAAACGCUUCCAUGCUGAUAGGAACCCCGAGAUACUCUUUCCAGCAGUUCAGCGCAAGAAAGAUAUGGAAAGCCGAGACAUAUUCACAGCGUGUGAGCGAGGCAAUCUUGAAGAAGUCAAGACAUUCCAUCGCGCAGGUGUUGACUUGAACACUUCGAAGCGAAUGGGUUAUCUGACGCCCUUGGUCAUUGCAGCCAGGCAUGGACAUGCCCAUAUUUGCGCGUUUCUUGUCGAGCAUGGAGCCCGCGCAUUCAAACUUUCAGUAUCUGAACAUUCCACUCAACGCUCCUUAUCCGCAUUGAACGAGGCAAUCAAGACCCAAGACCAUGAAAUUUUCCAUUUCCUUUGGCAUUCUGCGGACAAAACGGCCCGGGAUGCUUUCAUUAGUGGACACGAAGAUAUGAACGAUAUCUUUGCAAGGGCCAUCGUCGAUGUUGUCGGAACACCUUCACACGACCUACCGGAUGAGUUCCUUCAAUGCGUGCAGGUCUCAGGUUUUGACAAGGUUCUGCCAAUCAUAUUACGCAACGCAUGCUAUUGGGGUUUCUCAAACGUACGAGUGGAAGCACUGAACACAACUCCGCUCCACAGGUUGUUUGGGAGACUCUUUCCUGAUCUGUAUGAGUCAGAUGGAACAACCUUCAUACACCGCUUCCGCCUCCAAGAUCAAAAUGGCGCAAAAGAGAAAUGGCAUUCUUUGUUGCUCGACAUGGAGGUUGCUAGCCCAGAAGAGCUCAGUGGCCGAGAACGACAACCCCUCCUACAUUGUGCUCUGGGUCAGGGGGCCCUUCCAAUUGCGGCCUUUUUGCUGGAUGUCCUCUUGCCAUAUGGUUCAAGAAUUACAGACUGCAAUGGAAAUACGCCACUUCAUCUUAUCUGGAAUUCUUUGAUUGCAUUUGAGGACCAGAUGCGUUAUAUUGCUCGACGCUUGAUAGAAGCCGACAAAGGCGUGGCUGCAAAUGUCAAGAACUCUCGUGGCGAACUACCAGUUCACAGGAUGGCAUCGUGGGCCCGCAGCACUGGCAAGGAAGUGUUUGACUUAUUGGUCAAGUACACCAGUAAUCUUGACGACGAAACGAAUGACGGCGAGACAGUACUAGAUAUCGCCGCCCGUCGCGGAGAAAGCCACGUUGUCAGGUGGCUUCUAGAGACAAAUCGCGUUACACUUCUGAGGUGGAACAAGAAGGGCCGAACACCCUUCACCUUGGCAGCGGCUAGUCGGCCAGGUGUGGAAACCAUGGCACUUCUACGGUCUGCAAACCAGCCACUCGUCUGUAUGCCUGACGGCACAGCAGACAGACUAACACCCUUGCAUUAUGCGAUGGAUGAUCCUUUUGUGAAUAUGAUAACAGCGAAUGUGAAGUAUCUUCUUUCACUACCUGAAGCAAAAGAGCUGGUAUGGGCGUUCUCAAGGAGCACUGUUUCAGAUAAUCCCCAGAGGCUGGGACAGCUGUUUGAAUUUGCUUUAGCACACGAAUUUGACGACGUGGCGAAAACGGUUCUGCGUACCGAAAAGGCUGAUCUGUCAGCGCUCAACGAGGAGACGCUACAAGCUGUGCAGAGACUCUGGCAGGAGGAUCCUGAGAGUAUGCAUCUUCUGCAACGUGCAGUUGCAUAUGACUGGGAGGAAGAAGUCAAAUAGACGCAGACUUGAUUAGAUGGGUUUCUUUUCUUCCUUUUUCAACGGCGUUUGAGGCUUGUUUUAGAGACGCUCGCACUAAUUUCUUUCUGUACUUACUGCUUAUUCAGACUGCAUACUAGCAGAGACUUUGUCUUCUAUGUUUGAUUGUAAAGGCCAUUCCUGCGUUGAUCCUCAGACGCCUAUCUCCCAAUCAUGUGUGCUCUGAAGCAACUUCACUUGAUCCUUAACAGAACUCAUGACGCUGAUCUUCUGCACAUUUCCGCCCCUGGGAGUUAUUUUAUUUCCCACAGGAUGCUACUUAGCAGCGACUUUGGC
Molecule: messenger RNA, 4690 nt
Organism: Phialemonium atrogriseum
Lineage: Eukaryota; Fungi; Ascomycota; Sordariomycetes; Cephalothecales; Cephalothecaceae
Exons: 8
Coding region: 134-4375 (1413 amino acids)
Molecular function (GO): protein binding
Source: RefSeq, a predicted model, not a curated record